AUGAGAAGAGCGUUCGUGGGACUGAACGCUGACGACAUCCAGCAGGAAGUGGAAGGGAUGUGGAGGACGCUGUACAAGCUGAGCAAGACCUUCGCCGACCAGCCCGGGCCUCGCAGGGUUGCCGAUCUCGUCAGGACCAAGAUCGAGAAGUUCAAGCAGCAUAUGCCGGUGCUGCACACCAUAUGCAACCCUGGACUUAGGGAAAGGCAUUGGCGACAGAUUAGCGAUGCUGUCGGAGUGGAAAUCCAAGUGGAAGAAGAUACAACCCUGGCCAUGAUGAUCGAAUCGGGUCUACCGAAAGUUGUGAAGAAGCUAGAGGAGAUCUCAGCGGUCGCUUCCAAGGAAUACGGACUUGAAAAAGCUCUUUAUUCCAUGAAGUCGACAUGGGCCAACGUCUAUUUCGAAUUCCUACCUUACAGAGAGACAGGAGUCUCCAUCAUAACAUCGGUGGACGAAAUCCAAGUGUUACUCGACGACCACAUCCUGAAGGCACAGACCAUGAGAGGUUCCCCGUACAUUCGAGCGUUGGAGUCAGAAUUCCGACAGUGGGAAGACACUCUUCUCGCCAUGCAAGACAUUCUCGACGCCUGGCUCAAGUGUCAAGGCACCUGGCUCUACUUGGAGCCAAUAUUUAGCAGCGAAGACAUCCUGCAGCAGAUGCCCGUCGAAGGAAGGAAAUUCGUUCGUGUCGAUAGAACCUGGCGACAGGUGAUGGGAUAUGCAGUGGAACAUCCUUUGGCACUGGAGGCGACCAGUCAGGGAGACCUCUUUAAGAGGCUUCACGAGGCCAAUUCGCUCCUCGACGACAUUCAGAAGGGGCUCAACGACUACCUGGAAAAGAAACGACUGUUUUUCCCUAGAUUUUUCUUCCUCUCGAACGAGGAACUACUGGAGAUCCUUUCCGAGACGAAGGACGCUUCUCGAGUGCAACCCCACUUGAGGAAGUGCUUCGAGGGGAUCCAUCGACUCCGUUUCACCGAGGAACAGGUGAUCACGGGCAUGAUCAGCGAGGAGGGAGAGGAGGUGGAGUUCAUCCAGGAGGUGGUGCCGUCCAGAGCCAGGGGGCUGGUGGAGAAAUGGCUCGUGGAGGUAGAGGGCCUGAUGAUAAGCAGCCUGAGGAGUGUGACCCAGAGGGCAGUGGCCGCCUAUGCCCACACGGACAGGGCCAAGUGGGUUCUGGAGUGGCCGGGGCAGGUCAUCCUCUGCGCCUCCAACAUCCACUGGACAGCGCAGACCACCGAGGCACUCGGCGACAGAGACGCUCUGAAGGAGCACCUGAGGCGUUGCACGCGUCAAAUUGAAGACAUCGUGCGUCUAGUGAAGGACAAGGGAUUAUCAGCAGGAGCUAGAACAACUCUCGAAGCUCUCCUUGUCAUCGACGCUCAUGGCAUAUUGGUGGAACUCGGGGUCCGAGGGCCGUCAGAUUUCGAUUGGCUGGCUCAAUUGAGAUAUUACUGGAACGAAUUCGAUUCCCUCGUCACUGUGUCCAUGAUCACCACGGAAAUCAGGUACUCCUACGAGUACCUUGGAAAUACGGGGCGGCUUGUCAUCACUCCCCUCACUGAUCGCUGCUAUCGGACGUUAAUGGGAGCGUUGCGGCUGCAUCUCGGAGGGGCUCCGGAGGGGCCUGCGGGAACGGGCAAAACGGAGACCUGCAAGGAUUUGGCGAAGGCGGUUGCCAAGAAAUGCGUCGUCUUCAACUGCUCCGAGGGUCUGGAUUACAAAGCCAUGGGAAAAUUUUUCAAGGGAUUGGCACAAUCCGGAGCAUGGGCCUGUUUCGAUGAGUUCAACAGGAUUGAAUUGGAAGUCUUGAGCGUGGUGGCUCAACAGGUGCACUGUCUUCAGACUGCCGUGGCUCAGGGUGCACCCACCCUGCAUUUCGAGGGCACCACCCUCCGCUUGGAUCCCACUUGCUCCAUCUUCAUUACCAUGAAUCCCGGGUACGCAGGACGCCAGGAACUGCCGGACAACCUGAAGGUCCUUUUCCGGACGGUGGCUAUGAUGGUCCCGGACUACGCACUCAUUGCCGAGAAUUCCCUCUAUUCCUACGGAUUCGUCAAUGCAAGGAGUUUGGCAGGGAAGAUCGUGGACGUGUACCGCCUGUGCUCGGAGCAGCUGAGUUCCCAGCACCACUACGACUACGGGAUGCGAGCGGUGAAGGCCGUGCUCACGGCUGCUCGCAACCUCAGGCUCAAGUAUCCCAACCAGGACGAGGGACAGCUGGUGCUCAGGGCCAUCCUCGGGGUCAACAGGCCCAAGUUCCUCGCUCAGGAUAUUCCGUUGUUCGAUGGGAUCAUCUCGGACCUGUUCCCCGGAGUGGACCUCCAGCCACCAGACUAUUCCGUGCUCACGGAGGCCAUCUUCGCGAAGAUUCAGGAAAGAGGCCUCCAAGCCACGCCCUGGUUCACCGACAAGAUCUUCCAGCUCUACGAGAUGAUCCUGGUCCGCCACGGACUUAUGCUCGUCGGUGAGCCCAUGGGUGGGAAGACGUCGGCGUAUCAGAUCCUUGCGGCAGCUCUGACGGCGGUUGCCGAAAUGCCAGAUUCCCCCUUCAAAGAAAGUAAAGUAAACACUCGCGUGAUUAAUCCCAAGGCAUUGGAACUGGGUCAACUCUACGGGUGCUUCGAUAAGAUCUCGCACGAGUGGUCGGACGGGGUUCUGGCAACGGCCUUUCGCGAGAUGGCGAUAAGCGGAAGCCCCGACCGCCAAUGGCUCGUUCUCGAUGGACCCGUGGAUGCCUUGUGGAUCGAGAACCUCAAUACGGUGCUGGACGACAACAGGAAGCUCUGCCUCAUGUCGGGGGAGAUCAUCCAGAUGUCUAGGCAGAUGAACAUCAUCUUUGAAGUGGGUGACCUCGAGCAUGCAUCUCCAGCGACCGUUUCCAGAUGUGGCAUGAUCUACAUGGAACCAAGUCGACCGUGCACCGAUUUCCCUCUACACUUCAGACAAAUUGGGUUGGCGAUCCUUAAGAGACUCGUACAUGAGCACCCUUCGAGAUCAAGUGCCACACGACACUUUGGAUGCCCUCAAGGACAUGACGGAUUGGCUCGUGGAUCCCUGCCUCGAAUUCGUCUCGUCUCAAUCCGCUUUCUCGUUCAUUCGCACGGCAGACCUCCACCUCUUUCGGGCAAGCUCUUUGGCAAACUCUCGCCGGCGUUGGCGAUGAGCUAUGAGAGCCGUUACGAGACGCAGCCGGAAGUACUUGGAGGACAACAGGGGCAGUCUUGGCUCCAGGGCAUGUUCAUUUUUGCCAUAAUUUGGUCCAUCGGAGGUGUCCUUACGGGAGACAGCAGGAAGAAGUUUGACGAAUUUCUUCGCCAGCUCGUACUUGGCUUGAACUUGGCUCAUCCGCGUCCAAAGAGCUUCAAGUUGCAGCGCCAGCAACUCAUCCCAGACGGAGGAACGGUCUACGAUUACGUGUUCGACCGAAAGGACAUGGGUCAUUGGAUGCCGUGGAUGGAAACCAUGGACAAGAAAGCCCUUCACAUUCCACCGAACGCCAAGGUGUCGGAGUUGCUGAUCCCGACCGUGGAAACGGCGCGUCAGAGUUACUUCCUUAAGUUGCUCCUCAACCAGGGCAUACCGUUAGUAUUCGUUGGGCCGACAGGGACGGGGAAGUCUGCCAUCGUGUCCCAUCACUUGAUGGGUCUACCCAAGGAGAAGUUCCUUCCCAACGUCAUCAAUUUCUCGGCCAGAACGACGGCCACGCAAACCCAAGACAUUGUCAUGUCCAAACUGGAUAGGCGGAGAAAAGGUGUGUACGGACCCUCAAUGGGGAAGAAAUGCGUGGUGUUCAUCGACGACAUGAACCUGCCUCAGAAGGAAGUGUUCGGCUGUCAACCGCCUUUGGAGCUCUUGAGACAAUGGCUGGACCAUGGCUACUGGUACGAUCGGAAAGAUACCUCCAAAUUGGAGGUCAUCGACACUCUGCUGGUGUCGGCGAUGGCUCCACCCGGAGGAGGACGGAGCCCGCUGCCGGACCGCCUGGCGAGGCAUCUGCACCUUCUCUGCAUCGACGCUUUCGACGAUGCCACGCUCACGAAGAUCUUCGGCUCCGUUGUCGACUGGCACUUCGGCAAGGGAUUCGAGAUGAGCAUCACGCGGUGUUCCAAGGCACUGGUGCAAGCAACGCUGGAGGUGUACAAGGGAGCAAUGGGGAGCUUCCGUCCGACCCCGACAAAAAGCCACUACGUGUUCAACCUGCGAGACUUCAGCCGGGUCGUCCGGGGGGUGCUGCUCAUGCCGCCGAGCCAUCUCACCGACUCGGGGAAGAUGGUGCGGUUGUGGGUCCACGAAGUCACCAGGUCCUUCCACGAUCGGCUCAUCGAAGAACAGGACAGGAUGAAAUUCAUGGAACUGCUUCAAAAUUCCUGUCAGAAUCACUUCAAGACCAGUCUCGAGAGAUGUCUUCCUCAUCUGGUCGGUCAGAUGGGGACUCUGGAAGAAAAGGGUAUUCGAAAGCUCUUCUUCGGGGACUACAUCUACCCAGAUGCAGAAUCAAAGGUCUACGACGAGAUCACGGACCUGGAACGACUGACGGCAGUGAUGGAGAACUAUCUGAGCGAGCACAACGUGGUCUCCAAGAACCCCAUGUCCCUGGUCAUGUUCCAGUUCGCCAUAGAGCACGUGAGCAGGAUCGCCCGGGUGCUGAGACAGGAUUCGGGGCAUGCACUCCUCAUCGGCAUGGGGGGGAGCGGCAGGGCCAGCUGCAGCCGCCUGGCCGUUUUCAUGGCCGGUUAUGAACUGUGCCAGCUGGAGAUGAGCAGGUCCUACGGCCUGGAGCAGUGGCGGGACGACCUCAAGCGGAUUCUCAUGAAGGCCGGUGGGGAAGGGAAGCCCACGGCGUUCCUCUUUACCGAUACGCAGAUCAAGGACGAAGCCUUCAUCGAGGACAUCAACAUGCUCCUGAACACCGGAGACAUUCCGAAUCUGUAUCCCCCUGACGAGCGAGCGGAGAUCCUGGAGCGGAUGCAGACGGCCGCCAGGGAGCAAGGGAGGAAGAUCGACCCCUCCCCCCUUUCCCUCUACAACUUCUUCGUGGAACGAGUGAGGAGGAACCUGCACGUGAUCCUCGCGAUGUCGCCCAUCGGAGACGCUUUUCGGUCUCGGCUGCGCAUGUUCCCGUCUCUCAUCAACUGCUGUACCAUCGAUUGGUUCACGGAAUGGCCGGAUGAUGCCCUUGAGAGGGUGGCAUCCAAGUUCCUCUCGGACGUGGACCUCCCCGACGAUUUCCGAGAGCGAUGCAUCCGACUCUGCCAGUACUUCCACAGGAGCGUGGGUCACUUGAGCACCCGGUUCUUCGAGACGUACAAGAGGCCGACUUAUGCCACCCCCACGUCCUUCCUCGAACUCAUCCUCACCUUCAAGAAUCUGUUGGCAGUGAAGAGGAACGAAAUCCUUCUGUUGAAGAACCGAUACGCCACGGGACUCGAGAGACUGGAGUACGCUACUUCCCAGAUUUCGGUGAUGAAAGAUCGGGAGACCGCCCUGCGACCACAACUCGUGGCGCUAUCAGAAGAAACAGAGAGACUCAUGAUCAAGAUCGAGAAGGAUACGGUACACGUCGAGAGUCAAAAGGAGAUCGUGGCAGCCGACGAAGCAGCAGCGAACGAGGCGGCAGCCGCAGCGCAGGCCAUCAAGGACGACUGCGAGAACGAGCUGGCCGAGGCGCUGCCUGCCCUCAACGCGGCCAUCUCCGCCCUGAACACCCUUAAGCCCGCCGACAUCACCCUGGUGAAGGCGAUGAAGAACCCUCCCUCGGGGGUGAAGCUGGUCAUGGAGGCCAUCUGCGUCAUGCUGGAUCGGAAGCCGGAGAGGAAGGCGGACCCGACCGUGCUCGGCAAGUACAUCGAGGACUAUUGGUCCACGUCGCAGAAAGUCCUCGGGGAUCUCAAGUUCUUGGACACUCUCAGGUCCUACGACAAGGCCAACAUCCUUCCUCAUAUCAUGAAGAAGAUUCGGGAGAAAUACAUCUUGAAUCCAGAUUUUGACCCGGAAGUGAUCAAGGACGUGUCUCGGGCGUGCGUGAAUCUGUGCAAGUGGGUGAGAGCCAUGGAAGUUUACGACAGGGUGAACAAAAUCGUCGCUCCGAAGAAAGAGCGUCUUCAAGGGGCAGAGAGGGAACUGGAAGCCCAGAUGGGGAAGCUCAAAGAAAAAAGAGCCCAACUUCAUCAAGUGACGGAUAAGCUGCAGGCCCUGAACGACGAGUUCGCGACGAACAUCCGGAGGAAGAAGGAGCUGGAGGACGAGCUCUUCCUCUGCUCCCAGAAGCUGGACAGGGCCGAGAAGCUGAUCGAGGGCCUGGGCGGGGAGAAGGAGCGCUGGAGCCGGGCUGCCCACGCCCUGGGGGAGAAAUACGAUAACAUCAUGGGGGACGUCCUCAUGGCUGCUGCCGUCGUCGCCUAUUUGGGUCCUUUCACCGCCGAUUUCAGGCAAUCCUGUCUCGAGGAAUGGGUGCGAAGGUGCGAGCAGGUGGGUGUGGCGUGCUCGAAUCCCUUCCAUUUGAGUUCGACAUUGGGGGAUGCGGUGAAGACUAGGGCAUGGCAUCUGGCCGGGCUUCCGGUCGAUGCCUUCUCGGUCGACAAUGCCAUCAUCGUGACCCACGCCAGGCGGUGGCCGCUCAUGAUCGACCCUCAGGGCCAAGCGAACAAAUGGAUCCGAAACCUGGAGAAGGACAACGGGCUGUCGGUGAUCAAGCUCACGGACCCCAACUAUCUGAGGAUCCUGGAGAAUGCCCUCCAGUUUGGCAGACCCAUCCUUCUCGAAAACAUCGGCGAGGAGUUGGAUCCCAUCCUGGAGACCGUCCUCAUUCGGCAGACCUUCAAGUCUGCAGGCAUUGAAUACAUCCGGCUCGGGGAUCAACUCGUCGAGUACAACACCGAAUUCCGGCUUUACAUGACGACGAGGCUGCGAAACCCACAUUACCUACCGGAAGUAUCGGUAAAGGUGACACUGCUGAACUUCAUGUUGACUUCGGUGGGUCUCGAAGACCAACUAUUGGGCAUCGUGGCUGCCAGGGAAAGACCCCAACUUGAAACUCAGAAACACCAGCUCAUCGUGGAAGGGGCAGACAACAAGAAGAAACUGAAGGAGUUGGAAGAUCGCAUCCUGCAAGUGUUGGCUGCCGAAGGGAACAUCCUCGACGAUGAAACUGGCAUCAAAGUUCUCUCUUCCUCUAAGUUGUUGUCAGAGGACAUCAAAGCGAAGGAGCAGGUGAUCGCAUCGACGGAGGCCCAGAUAGAUGCCACACGAGACCAAUACAAGCCUGUUGCAGCACAUUCUUCCAGACUUUUCUUCUGUCUCUCCGAAUUGGCCAACAUCGAUCCCAUGUAUCAAUACUCACUCGCCUGGUUCAUCCGGCUUUACGAACACUCAAUAGCUAACAGUCGGCAAUCGGAGAACAUAAAGGAAAGGGUGAAGCACCUGAACGACCACUUCACGCACAGCGUCUACCGGAAUGUGUGCCGAUCUCUGUUCGAGAAAGACAAGCUCCUCUUCUCAUUCUCUCUUUGCAUCUCCAUCCUCCGCGGAGAGGGGAAGUUGGAUGAAGAAGAGUUGCAUUUCCUAUUGACGGGCGGAGUGACCUUGGACAAUCCCCAUCCGAAUCCAGGCAAGGAGUGGCUGUCAGACAAGUCGUGGGCUGAGAUCGUUAUGGCAACCAAACUCACUCGUUUGAGCGGUCUACGGGAGUCGUUCGAGCAAGAGCCUGAGAAGUGGAAAGAUGUGUACGAUGCACCCAACCCUCAAGACCUUCCAUUCCCACUGUCGUUAGGGGAGAGCGAGCCAAAAGACCCUGGCCUUUCUCUUCUCGUCAUUCUACGAUGUCUCCGACCCGACAAGAUCGUUCCUGCUGUGCAGGACUUCAUCGUGAAGCACAUGGGAUCGACGUAUAUCGACCCUCCGACCUUUGACUUGGCUGGUUCCUUCGCUGAUUCCUCUCCUCGUUCCCCGCUCAUCUUCAUUCUUUCGCCAGGCGCCGAUCCUAUGGCUGCCCUUCUCACGUUUGCCGAAGAGCGCAACAUCAUCGACAGAGUCAAAUCUAUUUCUCUCGGCCAGGGGCAGGGUCCCAUCGCAGGGGAAUUGAUCGAGGAGGGUGUGGUGGAUGGAGGAUGGGUUGUCCUCCAGAAUUGUCAUUUGGCAACGUCGUGGUUACCAACAUUGGAACGUCUGUGCGAAGAGGUUGUGAACACUGACAGGACUCAUUCGGAUUUUCGACUUUGGCUUACUUCCUAUCCGUCGGCGCAAUUCCCUGUCUCCAUUCUACAGAAUGGUGUGAAGAUGACAAAUGAAGCCCCGAAGGGUGUGAGGGCGAACUUGUUGCGAUCAUAUAUGUCACCUCCAAUCAGCGAUCCAGAAUUCUAUAAUGCCUGCACCCAGUCGAGAUCAUGGCAGAGACUUCUCUUUGGACUCUGCUUCUUCCAUGCUCUCAUCCAGGAACGGAGACACUUUGGACCUCUGGGAUGGAACAUUCCUUACGAAUUCAACGAAUCCGACUUGCGGAUCUCCGUUGCCCAGCUGCAGAUGUUCCUCAACGAUUCGACCUCGGAGGUACCUUUCAAUGCCCUGGUUUAUCUGACCGGAGAAUGCAAUUACGGAGGCCGAGUGACGGACGAUAAGGAUCGAAGGCUACUUCUUGCUCUCCUUUCUUCUGUCUACUGCCCACAAAUCCUGUCGCAAGAUCGGUACGACUUGGCAGGUGAAGGUACUUACUACUGCCCCGAUUCCGAAGAUUACGAUGGAUAUCUGAGGUAUAUCCGAUCUCUUCCUCUUUCGUCGAAGCCCGACGUCUUCGGUCUCCAUCAAAACGCUGAAAUAACCAAGGACAAUCAAGAAACAGAUCAGCUGUUGAAUGGGCUUCUGCUGACUCAACCUCAGCGGCUGGAAAUAGGUCGGAGCAAAGGUCAAAAGUCCCCAUCGGCUGUGGCCCUAGAACUUGCCACGGAUAUUUUGGUCAAACUACCCAUUGAAUUCAACAUCAAAGAAGUCGAAGCAUCCUUCCCCAUCACGUACUCUGAAUCCAUGAACACUGUCCUCAAACAGGAGGUGACCAGGUACAACCGUCUCCUGGCGACAAUCCGAGCAAGUUUAGAAGAAUUAUGUCGGGCCAUCAAAGGGCUUGUGCUGAUGUCAUCUGACCUGGAGGAAGUGUUCAAUUCCCUCCUCGUCGGGAGAGUACCACUGGCCUGGCAAAGGAAGUCUUACCCUUCUCUCAAGCCAUUGGGAUCUUACAUCAGUGAUCUUGUUCGAAGAUGCCAAUUCUUCCGAAAUUGGAUAGAAGGUGGGAUACCGAAGAUUUUUUGGUUUUCGGGUUUCUUCUUCACUCAGAGUUUCUUGACAGGGGUAUUGCAAAACUUCGCUCGAAAAUACUGCAUUCCAAUCGAUCAAUUGAGCUUCACCUUUCACGUGACAUCUCAUGAGGCUCGUCUCACGGCCCCAGCAGAGAAUCCCUCGAUCAAAAGGGGUUUACAUUUGGAAGGAGCCCGUUGGGACAGGAAGUUGAGGAAACUUGCGGAGCCCUUUCAAAAAGUCCUUCAUGAUCCUCUUCCAGUCAUCACUCUGCUUCCUUGCAAGAAGGCAGAAAUAGUGGAGACGCCAUCGUACGAAUGCCCGGUGUACAAGACGUCGGCGAGGCGGGGGACAUUAUCGACGACGGGGCAUUCCACGAACUUUGUCUUGUACAUUACACUCCCAACGGAUCUUCCUCCUAGCCAUUGGGUCAUGCGGGGAGUUGCUGCCCUCUCUCAACUCUGUGACUGA
Messenger RNA from Darwinula stevensoni, 9756 nucleotides. The record is from the annotation of a GenBank genome assembly. NCBI's taxonomy places the organism in Eukaryota, Metazoa, Arthropoda, Ostracoda, Podocopida, Darwinulidae.